UGGUUUGGAUGGGAACCCCUGUGUGUCUCUCUCAGGCAGUCCUGCAUCCUGUCCCAAGUUCGUUCAGUAGAAGCCGAACACAGUAUGCGAGCUUUCCAAGGUGUCUUUAGAUUUUUCACACUGAAUUCCACUGAUCCCACUUCUUCUGAUCAACGUAAACAGCUUCGCUGAUCCGCGUUGCGACUAUGGGUAGUAUACUGCUUUAAAUCUCUGGAGGAACGUGGUUGUUCUCAUUUGACUCUUGUUGCUGGCUGAAUUCUUCAUUACAUUCUGGUGCUUCAGCGUCGGUUAUGAUCCUGACCGUUGGUUGAAAUUAGUGUGCUUGCAUACGCACUCUAGUCGUCAUACGUUGGUUGCUGGCUGGUUUCCUGAUUGACGAAGUUUCGUACCGCCCCCUGGCUUCCGAACGACGGCUGACAGCAACAGCAUUUUAACGAUUCGUCAAUCGAGAGAACGACAUGAGGUCGAUCAAAGGAAAGCACAUGGUCAUUACCGGAGGUUCAAGUGGAAUCGGCCUCGCAUGCGCUAAGCGCUUCUUUCGCGAGGGUGCGAAUGUGACAUUGAUUGCGCGGAAUCACAAGAAGCUAGUUCAAGCAAAGAAGGAGGUGGAAGCUUCCCUUGACAUUGCUACCGACCCUUUAGGCGGCACCAGGGCUUCCCUCAUUUCACCGAAUCCGUGGGUAUCAAUAAAGUCCGUGGAUGCGACUGACCAAGCGGCUAUCAAGGCAGCGAUCAUAUUAAUAGACGAGGAGUGUCCAAUCGACAUCCUGCAGUGCAACGCUGGCGUUGUGAAAACCGGCCACGUGGAAGACAUAUCCGCUGAGGACGUUCAGUCCCAAGUGCACACAAACUUCCUGGGGAGUGUCUACCCGGUGCAGGCUGUACUUCCAAGCAUGAAGGCUCGGGCCGAGGCUGGGGAGGAGCCUGGUGCUAUUGUCUUCACAUGCUCUUUAGCAGCUCUGAGCUUCUGGUAUGGAGCAUCGAUAUAUACAGCCACCAAGUAUGCAGUCAGGGGAUUCGCUGAGGCUUUGCGGCUUGAGGUUCUUCCGUACAACAUUCAAGUGUCUGUGAUUUGUCCAGGCUUCACAGACACAGCGCUACUUAAUGAUGCCGAGACCACAGGCAAGCAUUUAACCAGAUCGAUGAAGAUCGCAUGCUUCUACGACCGCAACAAUGUCGAAUCUCCAGACUCCAUAGCCCAAUGCACACUUGCAACUGUUCAUUCCGGAGAGUUUUUAGUAGUCACAACACAUGGCAUUGUCCCACGGACGCUGUGCUCCUUGUCGAGAGGGAUUUUCCCGUCCAACAACGUCUUCAUGUGGCUGUUCGAGAUCAUCUGGGCUUUUGGCUGCAGGAUUGUAUCACUGCUGGUCCGUAUGCUUAUAUUCUCUGGGUUGCGCGCCGUCCACAAGCAGCAGCAGCAGCAGCAGCAACAGAAGCAGCAGCAGCAGCAGCAGCAGCAGCAGCAGGGAGGGAAGAAGGGAGGUGGAGCUGUGUCUUAGCAGUCGCUCUGGUUUCAGUGGCUAACUAGCAUAACAAAUGUGCAGGUGCAUGCAUCUGCCGUGAUUCUGAUGCCGCAGCAGCCAUCUAACACACUGCUGGAGGCCAUUGAGCGGUACUAACAUUCUGCCUUCCCAUCCCAGCACGAGGGCAAUCAGCAGCUAAAACCAAGGCGCUGAUGCGCCAUCCAACCUCCCAUCACCCAGGGUUGAUGAAAGACACUCCUUUUCGUGUCACCUGCUGACUACUAACAAGAGCUUUCCUGGUUCAGGGUAGACGACAGAAGCCGUUGAUACACUAUUACAUAGCAUUCUCUUUUAUUCUUCUCAAACUUUUACUGUCUCAGGGCUGGAAGCCGUGCAUUCAUGAAACUGGUGCUCCAACAACCCACGUUUACCAUGGUGAAGGGCAUUUUUAUUCCGGAGAGCUGAUCUCUUGCUGACGGAUACAUUAGAAUUCAUGGCAGGCAGGCAGACCAUGAGGAGACUACUUAUCUUACAAGCGUGUAAAGACUUCUUCAAGUUUAAUAUAGGAAAGGGCUUUUC
Molecule: messenger RNA, 2045 nt
Organism: Closterium sp. NIES-67
Lineage: Eukaryota; Viridiplantae; Streptophyta; Zygnematophyceae; Desmidiales; Closteriaceae
Source: the annotation of a GenBank genome assembly